Molecule: messenger RNA, 2476 nt
Organism: Apodemus sylvaticus (European woodmouse)
Lineage: Eukaryota; Metazoa; Chordata; Mammalia; Rodentia; Muridae
Gene: Fzd9
Product: frizzled class receptor 9
Exons: 1
Coding region: 221-1999 (592 amino acids)
Biological process (GO): canonical Wnt signaling pathway; non-canonical Wnt signaling pathway
Cellular component (GO): plasma membrane
Molecular function (GO): Wnt-protein binding; Wnt receptor activity
Source: RefSeq, a predicted model, not a curated record
GGCGGCGGAGACCGCGCCGGCUCUGGCUGGAGUGGCGGCGGCAGCGGCGGCGGCAGCGACGGCGACGGCGGCGGUAGCGGCUGUUCCUCCGAAGGCGCCGCGCGCUCCGGGACACACGUGGGCGGCCGAGAGAUGGCGCGGGCCCCGCGACGUGGCGCGCAGAUCCCGGGACGCGGGAUGGAGCGGCGCGAGUGAGCCGGGGCGGCCGCGCCGCGGGGCGAUGGCCGUGCCACCGCUGCUCCGCGGGGCGCUGCUGCUGUGGCAGCUGCUGGCGACGGGCGGCGCGGCGCUGGAGAUCGGCCGCUUCGAUCCGGAGCGCGGUCGUGGCCCCGCACCGUGCCAAGCGAUGGAGAUCCCCAUGUGCCGGGGCAUCGGCUAUAACCUGACCCGCAUGCCCAACCUCCUGGGCCACACGUCUCAGGGCGAGGCGGCCGCGCAGCUGGCCGAGUUCUCGCCUCUCGUGCAGUACGGCUGCCACAGCCACCUGCGCUUCUUCCUCUGCUCGCUCUACGCCCCAAUGUGCACCGACCAGGUCUCCACUCCCAUCCCCGCCUGCCGGCCCAUGUGCGAGCAGGCUCGCCUGCGCUGCGCCCCCAUCAUGGAGCAAUUCAAUUUCGGCUGGCCGGACUCGCUCGACUGUGCCCGGCUCCCCACGCGCAAUGACCCACACGCGCUCUGCAUGGAGGCACCCGAGAACGCUACCGCAGGCCCCACAGAACCCCACAAGGGCCUGGGCAUGCUCCCUGUAGCUCCUCGGCCCGCGAGACCACCGGGGGAUUCAGUCUCAGGUCCCGGCAGCGGUGGCACCUGCGACAACCCCGAGAAGUUCCAGUACGUGGAGAAGAGUCGCUCGUGCGCUCCGCGCUGCGGGCCGGGCGUCGAGGUGUUCUGGUCUCGGCGCGAUAAGGACUUCGCGCUGGUUUGGAUGGCUGUGUGGUCCGCGUUGUGUUUCUUCUCCACGGCCUUCACCGUGUUCACCUUCUUGCUGGAGCCUCACCGCUUCCAGUACCCAGAGCGCCCGAUUAUCUUCCUUUCCAUGUGCUACAAUGUCUACUCCUUGGCCUUCCUGAUCAGAGCGGUGGCAGGUGCCCAGAGUGUGGCCUGCGACCAGGAGGCAGGGGCUCUGUAUGUGAUCCAGGAGGGUCUGGAAAACACAGGCUGCACUCUGGUCUUCCUGUUGCUCUAUUAUUUCGGGAUGGCCAGCUCACUUUGGUGGGUGGUUUUGACUCUCACCUGGUUCCUGGCUGCAGGCAAGAAAUGGGGUCACGAGGCAAUCGAGGCCCAUGGCAGCUAUUUCCACUUGGCAGCCUGGGGCCUGCCAGCGCUCAAGACUAUCGUGGUCCUGACUCUGCGCAAGGUGGCUGGGGAUGAACUGACUGGGCUCUGCUAUGUAGCCAGCAUGGACCCCGCAGCCCUCACUGGCUUCGUGUUGGUACCCCUCUCUUGCUACCUGGUACUGGGCACCAGUUUCCUCCUGACUGGUUUCGUGGCUCUCUUCCAUAUCCGCAAAAUCAUGAAGACAGGCGGCACCAAUACGGAGAAACUGGAGAAGCUGAUGGUCAAAAUCGGAGUCUUUUCCAUCCUUUAUACAGUGCCAGCUACCUGCGUCAUUGUCUGCUAUGUUUACGAACGCCUCAACAUGGACUUCUGGCGUCUUCGGGCCACAGAGCAGCCAUGUACUGCUGCCACCGUGCCUGGAGGCCGGAGAGACUGCUCGCUGCCAGGGGGCUCUGUGCCCACUGUGGCUGUCUUCAUGCUCAAAAUCUUCAUGUCCUUGGUGGUGGGCAUCACCAGUGGAGUCUGGGUAUGGAGUUCCAAGACUUUCCAGACUUGGCAGAGCCUGUGCUACCGAAAAAUGGCAGCCGGCCGGGCCCGGGCCAAGGCCUGCCGAACCCCAGGGGGCUAUGGCCGGGGUACCCACUGCCACUACAAAGCCCCCACGGUGGUCUUGCACAUGACUAAGACAGACCCCUCUCUGGAGAACCCCACACACCUCUAGAACAUAGGCUGGGCUGUGAGUUCCGGUGGCUCCCUCCUUGCCCUCCCCUCCCCCUUCAGAGACAGCUGAUGAACAGCUGCCCAGCUGUCAAGGUCAGACAAGUGAGACACAGGGGGCUGCGGACUUGGGUGGGGACCCAGGAAAGCUCAGGGCCUUGGCCUUCCUUCUCACGCAGGGAGUGGGCCUAGUGAAGUCCACAGAGGGUCUCAGGACAAGAAGGAGACAGGAUCCAGUGCAGAGUUUAUUUAAUGAUGUAAUUUAUUGUGGCAUUUCUCUGGAAGCUGUGACUGGAAUAAACCCUCGUGUGGCACUGCUGUGUCCUAUCUGGGCUGGAAAGAAGGAAGACAAGACUGAAGGGUGAGAAACUUCAUAAGCAGAGCUUGGGGGUGAGAGGCCUUGAGGUUCUUCCUCUGUCAAUGAGGAAGUUCCUGUGGGGGCAUCGGUGGAUUAUAGGAGUCCUAGAUUGUGUGUGUGUGU